Molecule: messenger RNA, 1413 nt
Organism: Saccostrea echinata
Lineage: Eukaryota; Metazoa; Mollusca; Bivalvia; Ostreida; Ostreidae
Exons: 7
Source: RefSeq, a predicted model, not a curated record
UUAGAUGCAAUUCAUUAUGAUCCUACACCAAGCUUCAUCAGUGACUGGAUAAACAUGACUGCUAACUCUUCCACUGCAUACAUUAAUUUACAACACGGACUAGGAGAGCUUCCAUUGCUGGUCAAAAUAGAAGCUCGAACAGAAGAGGGGUUGAUCUUUCCAGGCUUUGGAUCCGCACAGGCAGAUGAUGACUUCAUUGAUUUCUAUGGGGGAGUGGUCUUCAUAUACAAUGAAAUACAUAUUCAAAUUUAUGUCCCUCACUGGAACAACAAUAAUAAGAAACGGAAUGGAUGGACAGCUCUAUACACAGGAAAUCUAAAGAAAUGGGUUGGGCCAGACGAGAUAAAAAGAGAGUACAUGUCCAUUCAUGUACGUGCUAAGGCUUGGAAGUCAAGUAGUAUGUCCCCUCCCUCCUGGAAAAGUAGAACUAUUUCUGUUCGCAGAGGUGAGUGCAUCAAUACAACACUUGAACACUCUCUGAAGACGUAUCCUGACUUGGUUGUCGUUCAAAUCAACACGCCUAUGGGGACUUUUCAAGGUCAAGGGUUAUCCUCGCUUGCAGUGGCUGGAAAUUAUAAACACUAUGGUGGUGUGUUAUAUGGCGUCAAUGAGACUCAUAUCCGGUUAUGGUCAGCCUGUGAAGUGAAUGGAAGUCAUAAGAUUAAAGCUGUACAAUUGUGGUCUGUUGCUGACGGAUGGGGGAAGGAAGGUUUUAGUAAAGAAUCAGCGGGAAAUAUUACUGUAUUCGUUUGGAAUUCAUCCAGUAAUGCACGCCGAAUAACCAAAAGACUGAAUCUAACAUAUCUCCAAAAUGAAGGCUACAGUAUUUCUAUGGCAAACUUGGCACCGGAAGAGUUUCUUCUUGUGCAGGUUCAUGUGCUUGAAGGACCAAACGAGAACUUCCGGUUUGAUGGCGUUGGUUCUGUUAUGAAUGAGAGAGAUCCUUAUGGAGGACUUGUGUAUGGGUACAAUGAUACAACACUUGGUAUCUGGAUACCACACCCAACCAUGAGAAAGCAGGGGGCAGCUGCAGUCUUCAUACUAGGGGAAACAUGGGGCUGGGGCUACAGAAGUCAAAGGACAGAUGAAGUAGAUAUAAUUAUUACAUCGGUGAUAAAAAUUGGAUGUCAAUGUCCAUGUGCUGUGGUAGGAUCUCUUCCUAUACAAGCUAAUGAGACAGAGAAGCUGGUAAAGAGAAUAACAGAGCUGAAAGCCAACUUGACAAUUAAAAGAAACGAGACGUCUAGAGCAUUAAGAACAAAGAUCAGUGUGUACGAUUCCCGUCCAUCUGCUGAGAGCUUAGGGGCUGUGUUGGGAGCAGGGAUUCUAAUUUCUUUACUUAGUUUCUUUAUAAUUAGUGAUUUCCCAAUAUUGUGGUCACAAAUCAAAACAAAUAUCUUUAUGAUUCGCUGA